Molecule: messenger RNA, 1990 nt
Organism: Condylostylus longicornis
Lineage: Eukaryota; Metazoa; Arthropoda; Insecta; Diptera; Dolichopodidae
Exons: 6
Coding region: 519-1742 (407 amino acids)
Source: RefSeq, a predicted model, not a curated record
UUGUUCGCUUCAUUUCUGGUUCAGUUAAACUCAAAUUAAUUAAUAAAAUAAAUAAUAAGAAAAAAAAUAUUAAAGUGAUUUUGUUAUAUUCGAAAUUGUAAUAAAGAAAAUAUUAUUUUGUUUCUUAUUUAAAAAUUAACAAGAAAAUAAAAUAAUUAUAAAUUGUAGUGCUUUACUGUCUUCUCCACACACAAUUUUACAAUUUUAAAAAUAUUUAAGAGAAGAAGCUAAAAUACAAGUGAUAUAAGGAAAAGAGAUUGCAUUGCCGUUUAUGUCCAAAAUUUAGAUGUUUAUGUUUACACAUAUUGUAUGAGUAUAUAGGAAGAUUAAAGAGUGAAUUAUGAAAAAAAUAAGGAUACGUUCUUCUUUGAUGAUAUUUGAUAUCGAGUGGACGAUAAUAACAAAAGAUUUUUCAAAUAAAUUUCCGAAAUAACCUGAAGUGCUGAAAGAUAUACAUACAUACUAACAUAUGUAUAUUGUUAUGACAAUUAUUCUGUAAUUGAAUAAGAUUAAUUGCAAUGAAUUCAAAUGAAAUUUGUGAUACAGAAGUAUUACCAUGGCUAGGCAAAACUUAUCUGGAGAAAAUUUUAAGCGCUCAUGAAAAUCAACCAGCAUCAGUAAUUAGUUUUUCAAAAAAAAUAGGAACCGAUAAAUGUGAAAAUUUUGCUAGUGUAAUCAAUUUAAUAAAUGCUGAGUAUACUACUGAAAAUUCUAAAGAAAUAAAAAAAAUUUCAUUAAUUACAAAAACUAAGACAUCUGACGAGCUUGUAGCAGAAAUUGUAGAAAAUCUUAAUGUCUUCGAAAGGGAAACCCAUGUUUAUGUGGUUUUAUUAAAAGAAUUCGAGGAAAUGCUUAACAGUGUUGGUAUUUCAACAACUUUCGCUCCAAGGUACAUUUAUGUAGAUGAGGGGAUAAUUGUAAUGGAAAAUCUUAAGGAAAAAGGUUAUGCUCUUCAAGAUAUUAAAAGUGGACUUAAUUUUCAACAAUGUUUGACUUUAAUUAAUAAAUUAGCUCAAUUUCAUGCUUGCAGUAUGGUACUUUAUGCAAAGGAUCCAGAUUUAUUUCGGUACCAUAUAAAUCCAACUAUAACUGAAGAAGAUGAAAAUCCAAUGCAUAUAUUUUAUAAAAAUCAAUUUGAAACAUGUAUUGAAAUAUGUAAAAAUAAUUCAGAAUUGCAUAAAUUUUUACCAAAUUUAGAGGAAAUAAAUAAAAAUUUAAUAAUUAGAAUUGCAAAUAUAUUUAAGAAAAAUAAAAAUGGUAUUAAUGUUUUAAAUCAUGGUGAUGCUUGGGCCAAUAAUUUUUUAUAUAAAAUGAAUACUAAUGGAUCAGUUGAUGAGGUUCUUAUGGUUGAUUAUCAAGAAGGUAUAUUUGGUUCACCAGCAAUUGAUUUACUUUGUUUUAUAUAUUCAUCAUGGUCAAAAGAAACUUAUAUUAAACAUAAAGAUGAUUUAAUUGAAUAUUAUAUAAAAAAAUUAACAGAAACAUUAGAAACAUUAAAUUAUGAUGGUGUAAUUCCAACAUUAAAUGAUAUUAUAGAAGAGCUUAAAUUAAAAAGAGAUCAUGGUAUUGUUACAGCUACGUGCCUUUUACCAGUUUAUAUGACUGAACAUCCUGAUUUAGCUGAUCCUACAAAUUUUAUAAUGGAUAGUGAAGAAGCCAAAGAAAUUCGUAUAAAAUUGAUGAGUAAUGAAAAAUUUUUUGAUAAAUUAAAAUUAUUCUUAAAUGGUCUAUUAGAAAAUUGAAUUUUAAGUGAAAAUUAUCUUUUUUUUUUGUUCUUCAUAAUGCUCUUGCAUUAAAAGAUGUUUUAAUUUUUCUUUAAUUUUUUAAAAUUUUUUAAAUUUAUAAUCAAACCAAGAAAAUUGUUUAAAUUCAACAAUAAAAUGUAUUUAUGUUAUUUUACUUCCAUUAAAAAUUACUUUUAUGUUUUUUUUUUUAAAAUAUAUUGAAUAAUAUUACACCCAUAAUUGUUAUUUGUUUUAGUAUGAUUAUU